AUCACGUGGGCCCCCAGGCAUCAGCUGAUGACUUCCUUGUUGCCAUUCUGCUUGUCGUCGGAGAUAAGAGGAAUUGCAGAAGCGCUUUCUUUCAUCCAAGAACGGACGCGGUUUCCUUGGGCUUGUUGAUGUCAAAUUGUGGAUUAAGGAGGUACUUUGAUACGUUUAAAAACUCACUUUAAUAUAGUACGUACAGCUUUUUUUUUUCUUAGCUAGCUAGCUAACCGGCAAGGUAACUUGCACUUCUCACAAUCUGUUCUAAAUACCGGACUGUAGUGGCUAAGUCAAUCCAUUGGGGGUAAUCCUCCUUUCAGCUAGCAACAGUAACGUUAGAGUAUCCUGAAAUGAUGUAUGCAGUUUUAGGCUACGUUUUUCGAUAUCAACAUACUCGAUAAUCAAAAUUUUGCAGCUGUGUCCCUCUCCUCUGCCGUCGCUAACAUUCUAUCCAUGAGUACUUCAGACAGUGAAGAGGACACCUACAAUGAGAGGACAGCUCUGGUUGCAUCCGAGUUACCGUCUGUGCCAUCUUACCAACAAGACCCCGACCAAACCCAGCCUGCAGACAUGGAGCCCAGGCGGCGCCUGGUGGCCCCAGAGCCUGCAGCUGAACCCCCCAGCCUAAACAGGAGUGCUGCAGAGCAGGAGCACGUAGACCUGGAAGAAGACGAGGAGCUCACACUCAAGUACGGCGCCAAGCAUGUCAUCAUGCUGUUCGUCCCCGUCACCCUUUGCAUGGUGGUCGUCGUAGCCACCAUAAAGUCGGUCAGCUUCUACACUGAGAAGAACGGGCAGCAGCUGAUCUACACGCCUUUCACAGAGGACACAGACACAGUGGGCGAGCGGCUGCUCAACUCUGUGCUCAACACCAUCAUCAUGAUCAGCGUCAUCGUGGUCAUGACCAUCUUCUUGGUCGUGCUCUACAAGUACCGUUGCUACAAGUUCAUUCACGGAUGGCUCAUCCUGUCCUCGCUGAUGCUGCUCUUCUGGUUCAGCUUCAUGUACCUGGGGGAGGUAUUUAAAACCUACAACAUGGCCAUGGAUUACCCCACAUUAGCCAUGAUCAUCUGGAACUUUGGGGCAGUGGGAAUGAUUUGCAUACACUGGAAGGGGCCCCUGCAGCUGCAGCAGGCCUACCUCAUUGCCAUCUCGGCCCUCAUGGCCCUGGUGUUCAUCAAGUACCUGCCCGAGUGGUCUGCCUGGGUCAUCCUGGGAGCCAUCUCUGUCUAUGAUUUGGUUGCAGUCUUAUGCCCCAAAGGUCCUCUAAGGAUGCUUGUGGAGACAGCACAGGAGCGUAAUGAGCCCAUCUUCCCUGCACUCAUAUAUUCAUCUGCCAUGAUAUGGACGGUUGGGAUGGCCAACCCAGCAAGAAAUGCAGAGCCCACAAAUCAAGAUACAGACGAGGAGGCACAUCAGAGUGAGGGCACCCAAGUGUCCUCAGGGAUGAAUAGGUCCUACUCAACUGAGGAUGACCUAGACGAGGAAGACCGAGGAGUCAAGCUGGGACUGGGGGACUUCAUCUUCUACAGUGUGCUGGUGGGGAAGGCUGCUGCCACUGGAGGAGACUGGAACACCACGCUGGCCUGCUUUGUGUCCAUUCUCAUAGGACUCUGCCUCACUCUUCUGCUGCUGGCCAUAUUCAAGAAGGCCCUCCCAGCUCUCCCCAUCUCCAUCACCUUCGGCCUGGUCUUCUACUUCUCUACAGAUAACCUGGUCCGCCCCUUUAUGGACAACCUCGCUGCCCAUCAGUUCUACAUCUGACUUCCCCUCUGGGGGGUCAAUGGAAUGCACAACCAUUUUAAUUAGGUAUUUAUGUCCCACUCAACCAACUUUGGGUUAUUUUGAGAACUUGGCACUCCCACUUCAAUGGUUGAAGUGAAGUGGUAACUUGAACAGUCAAGACAUGCUGCAGUAUUCCAUUCAAGUCAAAUCUCUGCUCAAGGCUACUGGUUUUUAAAGGGGCAGUGCAUUCCAAAACUUGAUUUAAUGAUAUUUUCACACAAGGUCAAUAACUCUGAAAUUGGUAAAAUGAUAAUGCCCUUUUAGUGUGAGGUUUAUUUUUUUUACUCCUGGAAUUUGCCUGUUCAGGUGGGAUGUAGUUUUUGGCCCACAGCAUGAAAUCACAAUCCGAUGUGAUUAUUCUGACCAAUAACCCGUUCACAAAAAUGGUUAGCUCCUACAGACAGUAAAUCUGUCUGGCUGGGGCUUGCUAUAUAAAUCAGGCAUCGAGGUCAGAGUGUAUUUGGUGUUAUUUACAUGAAAUACACUGAUUUUAAAAUGAAAGACUGCUUGGGAGCUUUAAUGUCUUGAAAGCAGAAAGUCUAUUUUAUGGCUUCACUUCUAACCCCCAUUGCCCUUUUGUAAAUAAGCUGAAUGAAAUAAGACAAUCAAGCAUAGAUUCAAACAAGUUGUUUGAGGCACUCUAUUCGUCAACAAUUGAUUAAAUCGUGUAUGACUCGUAGGAAAUUAUUUAACUUGACAUUUUCUAAUAGUUGGCGUCAUACCAAAUGGAAGUCAAAUCAUACUCUCUCUAUUUUGAUAAUUGCUGCUGAGUUGCCACGUAUGGUGAAGGAGGGAGCCAAAAGGUGUAGGAUUGGGGGAGAGGCUGAUGCUAGAUCUGUACCUAGGGGAUACAUCCCGGAGAGCCCGAAAACAGAAACUAAACAUGAAGCAUGAUGGUCCUAACUAGCCUGAAAUCCAAACUGAUUUCUGUUCAUCAGUUUGUAUUGCAGUCUAGGUUCUAAUUGCUCACUGAAGACCAAAACUUGCCAGUAGCGUAAAGCUAAAAUACUGGUAUGCUGUUUGAAUGGAGUGCUUUUACAUGCAACGAGAGUGUGUAGUCUUUAUAUUGAAGAUAUAUAUUUUAUAGAAUGUAAUGCUGUAACAUUAUUUAUAUUAAUACACUUAAAUGAAGUUUGAUGGAUUUUAUUUUGUUGUGCAAUAAAGUGGUACUUCUGCUAAAUUAA
Salmo salar (Atlantic salmon) is the source of this 2963-nucleotide messenger RNA. RefSeq names its product presenilin-2. Lineage: Eukaryota; Metazoa; Chordata; Actinopteri; Salmoniformes; Salmonidae. Gene Ontology annotation, molecular function: aspartic endopeptidase activity, intramembrane cleaving. The record is from RefSeq and is a predicted model, not a curated record. Gene Ontology annotation, biological process: calcium ion homeostasis; Notch signaling pathway; membrane protein ectodomain proteolysis. Gene Ontology annotation, cellular component: gamma-secretase complex; membrane.